Messenger RNA from Staurois parvus, 386 nucleotides. Lineage: Eukaryota; Metazoa; Chordata; Amphibia; Anura; Ranidae. The record is from the annotation of a GenBank genome assembly.
UACUGUGUGAGCUGUGAUUGGUCACAGCUUGUCACAUGGUGAUCUCUCAUGGUGAUCAGCCAGUACCAUGUGAUCUCUGUGAUCAUUCACAGAUUUCACACGUAGUAAGCAAUGAUGUCAGAAGUGACAUCUUGCUUACUACUAUUCAUGUGAUCAAUGAUUGGCCAAUCAGUGAUCACAUGAUCGGGACCUCACACAGAAGUCCCGUACACCGACAGGUGUUUCGCGGUGUCCUGAGGACACAGCGGGCACAGGAGCGUGGUGCCGCGUGCUCUCAGGGAGCGCGCACAAUCCAAAAUAGGGUGGGCGCCGUUUAUAAACGGCAACCCACCCCUGGACUGCCAUCGUCCAGCCUUUUAUAUACAGCAGCCGGACGGGAAGUGGUU